Messenger RNA from Oncorhynchus tshawytscha (Chinook salmon), 6554 nucleotides. RefSeq names its product liprin-beta-2. The record is from RefSeq and is a predicted model, not a curated record. Bases 202 to 3417 code for a protein of 1071 amino acids. Gene Ontology annotation, biological process: neuromuscular junction development. Gene Ontology annotation, molecular function: protein binding. The transcript has 30 exons. Lineage: Eukaryota; Metazoa; Chordata; Actinopteri; Salmoniformes; Salmonidae. Gene Ontology annotation, cellular component: presynaptic active zone.
CACCCGGAGUGCACAGUCGGGCAAGGUGCGGAGCAUCCCAUCGGAAAAGACACCACUGUCCGUGUCAAGGACAUUUUUAAUCCAAAGUGGUCAAAAUAGUAUUUUCAAAGGGUGCAGGGGAAUAAUUCGCGUUGGAGAGCAAGUCUCCGAAGUCCAGCAAAUAGACAUCAAGCAUAGAGGCCAAUGCAGUAGUCUGUCGCCAUGGCCUCAGAUGCAAGUCACAUGUUGGAGGCAGCCUUGGAGCAAAUGGAUGACAUCAUUGCAGGCUCCAAGGCUGCAGCCGAGUACACCAACGGCCUGUUUGAGCUGGGCUCCCCGGGCAGCGCGGGACCCCUGCAGGUGCUGCAGCUGGUUGAGGACCUGAGGCUGGCCCUGGAGCUGCAGCCCAGAGAGGAGGAGAGGGACACCCUGAGGGCCCAGGUCCCCAGCAGCACCGCUCACAUGCUCAUGGACUGGCUUGACAUGGACAGGUACUCAGAAAGGGUCUCGGUUAACCUCUGCUCCCCGGUGAACAAUGAGAGCUAUCAGGAGCGGCUAGUUCGCUUAGAGGGGGACAAAGAGUCUCUGGUGCUCCAGGUGAGCGUGCUCACAGACCAAGUGGAGGCCCAGGGAGAGAAGAUCCGAGACCUGGAGAGCUCUCUGGAGGAGCACUACCACAAGCUCAACUCCACUGAGGAAAUGCUAAAGCAGGAGCUGCUGAGCCGGACCUCAUUGGAGACCCAGAAACUGGAUCUGAUGGAUGAGGUUUCCUACCUGAAACUGAAGCUGGUCGACAUGGACGAGGAACAGAACCACAACGACAGCAGCGAGGACCAGCAGAACAAAGCUGAGUGUGUGGUAAAUCUGAUUAGCGAGCUCCAGGAGCAGAUGUGUAGGUUUCAGGAAGAGAUCCAUACCCGGAUCAUGGAGAAACGGGCCAUGGAGGCCCAGGGGGAGAGUGGUGCCCGCAAGGCCUACAGUCAAUGCCCCGACGUGGGCUUGGGUGGCUCUGACGUGGAGGAGUUUUGCUGUCGCUGUGGAGGACAGAAUGGCUUUCUGCAAGAACUCCGGUUUCUCAAGAGUAAAGUGGAUGAGCUGGAGGGGGAGAAAUCGCAGUAUGAGAAAAAACUAAAGGCCACAAAGCUGUCUAUCUCUUACUCUCUCCAUGUGUGUUACCAGUCGCUCUUGUCCAAGCUCUCUAGCCUGAAGCUCACUGUAGAGCACACUCAGGUAGAGAAGCAGCACUGGGAGGAGCGAUGGCGGACCGCUCAGGCGGAGAUAGCAGACCUACAGCAGAUGCUGGCUUCCAAAGACUCUGCGAUUGAGGGCCUACAGAGCCAGCUGGUCUCCAGAGGCCCAAUGACCAAUGAGAACCCAGAGAGAGUAGAGGAGGUGUAUAGGAGACAGCUGACAGACAAAUACCAAGAAUUGCAAAGGUUGAAAAUGGGGAUGGAGUCUUUGGUAGCAACUAAUUAUGAGAAAGACCGUCACAUAGAGGAGCUGACUGUUCUCCUGGGCCAGUACAGGAAGAUGAAGGAGGUGAUGGCCCUCACUCAAGGGUCCAGUGAGAAGCUCCUGGUUGGGAGCAGUGAGGAGGAACUGAGUGGGAGUCUGAAGAUGAGGGCUAUCACCCAUAAAGCUCAUUCAGACAUCAUCCGGUCAGCGAUGUCUUCUAGAGGCUCCUCUCCCCUGUUAGUGUCUCCCUCGUCCUUCCAGAAAGAGCUGGACUCCAGCUGCCGCAGUAUCCAGACCUCCCUGGAGACGUCGAUGGUGAUGGUCUCCCAGAGUGAUGCUGGUUGCUUCUACAGCGGAGAAUGGUCCCAACCACAGAUGCUUUCAAGUAGCCUGGAGGAGUUACAAAGUGGAUCGUUACCAAAGCAUGUCGUGGUGGAUCAACCAGUUGAACCGGUUUCAGAGAAUCAGCACAUCGAAAUGAACAAAUAUCAGACCCUACCAGGGAAGCUGUCUCGACCUGACAUGAAUGGCGAUCGAGAGCAGUGUUCGACGCCAGACCAGCUGUCCCCUGACGAUAGCGAGGACAGUGAGUUUCACCUAAGAAAGUCGGAGAGACUGGAUGAGUCCACACUGUCAGACUUGUCUCCCCUGUCGUCUGGAGUGGACUCAGGACAGCAGUCCCCUGUCUCUCCAGAGAACAAGAAGAACCACCGGGGCAUCAAGAAGCUCUGGGGAAAGAUAAGGAAGACACAGUCUGGCAGCCUGCAGGGAGAGGACCUUGAGCCUGGAGAGUUUAAGAGGGGGGGACUGAGAGCCACCGCCGGCCCUCGCCUGGCCCGGGCCGGAGAGACAUUGACCUCUGUGCGGGAUCUGAAGACGCCCUUCUCCAAGUGGACUCCGGAGCAGGUGUGUUGCUGGCUGGAAGAGUAUGGGCUGGGCCAGUAUGUGAUUCUGGCCCGACACUGGGCCGACAGCGGGCAAACUCUCCUCUCUGCCUCACCACAGGAUUUAGAGAAGGAGAUGGGGAUUAAGAAUCCACUGCACAGAAAGAAGCUGCAGUUGGCCCUGAAGUCGUUCAGCACCAAACUGACAGAGAAAUCCUCUGAACUGGACCACAUCUGGGUCACACGUUGGCUUGAUGACAUUGGUUUACCUCAGUACAAGGAUCAGUUUCACCAGGGAAGGGUAGACGGCAGAAUGCUUCAGUACUUGACAGUGAACAACCUCUUGUUCCUGAAAGUGACCAGUCAGCUCCAUCACCUCAGUGUGAAGUGUGCUAUCCACGUCCUCCACGUCAACAAGUUCAACCCCAACUGCCUGAAGAGAAGGCCUGGAGAUGAGAACAAGACGUCUCCCUCGGAGGUGGUUCAGUGGUCUAACCACAGGGUGAUGGAGUGGCUUCGCUCGGUGGAUUUGGCGGAGUACGCUCCCAACCUGAGAGGCAGCGGGGUGCACGGGGGCCUUAUCAUUCUGGAGCCUCGUUUUAACUCAGACACCCUGGCCAUGCUGCUGAACAUCCCCCCUCAGAAGACCCUGCUGCGACGCCACCUGUCCACCAACUUCAACAUGCUGGUGGGCUCCCAGGCUCAGCAGGAGAAGAGGGAGUUCAUGGAGUCGUCUGGCUACACUCCCCUCAGCACCACAGCCAAAGUCAGGCCAAAGAAGUUGGGCUUCUCAAACUUCGGCCACCUGAGGAAGAAGAGAUGUGACGACUCGACUGACUACAUCUGCCCCCUGGAGGCGGCCCAGGCCCAGGCUCAGCUCCAGGCGGUGGUGAACGGGGCCCACCGGCCCUACUCCGGCUUUAGGGGCCUCAGCCCAAUCCUGGACAGAGACCCAGACAGACGAGAGCAGAUGGCGGUGACAGAGGGGACCGUACUGCAGAUAGAAGCUCUUUCUGAGGGAAUAAACCAACUCACAUAUUUGCUAAGCCGAGACGAAGUUCUGAAGGAGAUGAGACGGGCUCAAACAGCACUAGUCUGAGAGGACGCUACGCUGGCCACACUAAUUAACGCAGCCAAUCAACCAAGGGAAACCUCUAUCUGCCUCAUACCUCAACCUAACCUCAAUGCAGGAGGCUUUACCAGCAAUCUCAACUGGCCAUACCCCUUACCUCAUCAUAAUACAGGACUAUAAUGUAUACUACUUCUGUAUUAGUGGCACGAACACAAUGACCGGUGAAGGAAUUCUGUUUUACAUGCGUCAUUGGUAUGUAGCGCUUCCCCAAACUAGAGUAAAUAGCAUGUGUUUUAUAUUUUUGGUGAAAGGUAUAGGCCUCCCCUAUGCAAAUUAGCCUGUAAGAUUGCUCAAACUGUAUUAUUUUGUACUAUUUGACAACUUUUUUGUAUGUUUUUUUAGAUUAGGGUCGUUCCACUAAAUUAGUCCCUUUUGGGUAGUUUCAUUUGGUUUAAAAAAAUAUAUAUAUUUAACCUAAUUUAACUUUCUAUCAUUAAGAGCACAUGUUCAACUUAAUUAAAAAAACAUGUUUCCCCAUCUCAAGAGGUUAAAUGAAAAACAAAAGAUAAUAGCAAGUGCCUAUUGAGUGGCAAAUAAAGUAACCAGGUUUAUUGUAACAGGGUUGACGAUUUCAUCUUAAAUCAGCCAUAAAUCCUCUCGUGAGAGGGGGAAUGGAAGCUUGUUUUGUGCAACAGGGAGGGUCAAAUGAAUGCAAGCUUUAAAAAAAAAGGAAAUUGUUUUAAAAAAUUCUAGCCUGUCUAUCAGUGGUUGAAAGGGUUGACGUGUCAUGCUCGACCUACAAGAGUAGAAUCAGCUCUCCGGCUUUUACACUAUGAUUUGACUAUAAGAUGUUCAAUGUUUCUCCUUUUUUAUGUUCCAAAAGGAAUAGUUUCACCAUAUUACAAUGAGAGUUCAGUUCAUGUAACAGGGUUGACAUUUCUUUCUUUCUUUUUUUACCUUAAAAUAAAUCACACAUCUCAUGAAUUAAAUAAUAAUAUUCAGAAAUUACUUUGACAAAGCAACAAAAUAACUAGGGCUUUCAAUGAAGGUGAAAACUUGGAGAAAUGUUGGGGUUAAAAUCACAGAGGGACAUGUCAAAAUGCAGAAUUUUGGCACUUUAGCAAGUCUUUAGGCAUAUUUAAAACCAGAUGCAUUGAAUUAUCAAUGUGGUCUAUAUUAAAGGGCACUUCAUUUAAUUUAAGGGUCUUUUAAAAUGUAAUAUAUGCAAAGGGGACUCAUUUUGUGGAACAACCCAUUACCUGGACACAUCCAUGAUUCAAACAAGGCACUAAGACAUCCUGCAAACAAACACACCAACACUUAAUACAGCUAAUUUGUAUAUGACCAAUAAGAAACAGUUUUUUCUAUGUUUCAACACAUAAUUCGCAUAUAAUUGAAUAGGCAGAUGUAGUCCUUUAAGUAAGUCCCUUUAACAGUCACCCGAAUGGAGGAUCGCUUCUGUAACAUAAGAAAUACUAAGGGAAGCCUGCUCCCUGGGAGUUAGGUAGCCCAGUGAAGUGUCCAUGCCCAGGUAUAACCUGUACAGUAUGAGGAUCCUAUUGCAGGUUAAUCUGCAUCAACCCAGCACAUCACAAUAUCUCACUAGGGUUUCAGAGAGGAGAGAGGGGCUGGAGCUGUUCCAAACAUCAAAGGCAGACCCAUACUGGUGAGUUUUAAUUGACUUAUUUUUAUCAUUUUUUCACCAUUCUAGAGCAAACAUAGUAUAAUUAAAGUAUUUUUAGGGUUGAGGGUUCCAUUAGGGUUGAGUACCCUUAUGUACAUUCAAUCCAUGUUAUUACAGAAGUAUAACCUAUGUAACGUUUUGUUCAUGUAAGUUAUAAUUUCUACAACAAUAAACUAUACUGUUGUUAUCAAAUGUUCAGGUCAUAAGGGAAACCACCCUCUGACCUAAUCAUGUAGACAUGGGGAAGAUAGAGAGCAAACAACCAGCCCUGGACAUUCCCAAGAUAAUCUCAACCUGUUGGGAGAAACCACCAUGACCAUUCCCAACAUGAACUUCAAUUUCUCAACCCUGUGGGGGAGGAGAGAGCAAGCCACUAGCCCCAGACAUACCCCGUGUAUUCUCCCCCCUGUGGGGGAGGAGAGAGAGCAAGCCACUAGCCCCAGACAUACCCAGUGUAUUCUCCACCCUGUGGAGAAUCCUUAACAAGCCCAACGAUUUUGUCCCUCUAUCCAAAUACUGUGUGGGGAUAGCUGCCGCCAGGACCCAGGAGUACCUCCUGUUUCCCUCGACCCAGAGGACAUGUUCCAGCCCUCAACGAGAUCUUCCUAAUAACCUAUAUUACCCAGAGCAGCCACCUCCACAUGACCGACUCCUCCAACUGCACCACAAUGACAAAGCAGCAGCGCAUAUUUCUGGGUGCUGACUGGGCGUGGGCUGUGCUGGAGAGGCCCACCAAGAACCCCUGCAUCUAGAUUGCCGUGCAGAUCCUGCCCCUGACUGAGAGGGGGGAGGGACGGCAGAGGACUUCUCCCCGGAGAUAUAUACUGAAUCCAUGCAAGAUGGCCAAGACGGAGUCUGCUAAUAGGAACAAGGCAGAGACGGUGGUGUAUUUUUGCACCUCCAUCGGUAAUGACUGCUACUCCCUCUUUCUCCUAUUUGGCCGCAAGGGCGACUCUGGCAACAUCUAUGGGGUGCUGAGCAACAAAUGUCACAAUGCUAUAGGAAGAAUAAGAACAACCGGGCACUCAUUGAGAAUUUCUUUAAAAGGGUCCAGGUUCUUACGCCCACAGGAACGCUUACAGGCUUUCGUCACCAAGAGAGACGGUGACCCUUUAACUCUGCUCAUCAAGUUUACCUGACCAGUAUGAUCGAUAACCGUGCAACCAUUUGUUACAUUUCUCUGUGUCUAUUGUAGUGUUUCAAAUGGGGGGGGGGGACUGUUGUGCUUGGUGGGUUUAUGCUUGCCUGGGACUCAGGCCAAUUUCAGCACACUGGGUCCCUGUGUCCAUGUCUCGUGUAAACUACUGACCCAUGCCUCGUGUAAACUACUGACCCAUGCCUCGUGUAAACUACUGACCCAUGCCUCGUGUAAACUACUGACCCAUGCCUCGUGUAAACUACUGACCCAUGCCUCGUGUAAACUACUGACCCAUGCCUCGUGUAAACUACUGACCCAUGCCUCGUGUAAACUACUGACCCA